This is a messenger RNA of Sphaerodactylus townsendi, 3224 nucleotides long. It is a transcript of the gene DRC11, whose product is annotated as IQ motif containing with AAA domain 1. Lineage: Eukaryota; Metazoa; Chordata; Lepidosauria; Squamata; Sphaerodactylidae. Gene Ontology annotation, molecular function: ATP binding; ATP hydrolysis activity; protein binding. The coding region runs from base 459 to 3020 and encodes 853 amino acids. The record is from RefSeq and is a predicted model, not a curated record. The transcript has 22 exons.
AGGUUUGGGGUCGCCCGGCCCAGAACAGGUGGCCAUUCGGCGACUGUUCGUUGAGGCGCUGCGGGAGGAGGCCGGUUGGCGAGGCUUUCCGGAGGCCGCCCUGGGCCGAUCCCGGCCCUGAGCCCGCCUCGCCGGCUCCUCCGAGGCCUCCCUCCGUGGCCGCCGCCCGGCAGCAGAGGGAGGCGCGGGAGCUGCUCGGGCUGGGCGUCCAGUUGCCAAGGAGCUGCUGCGCCGCCUCCCCUCCGCCGCCGCCGCCGGGGCCGAACUCAGGAGCGGGGCGACCUGCCGCACGGCCCGCUUUGCCCCGCGGGCCUGGAGGAGUUCCUCGGACGCCGCGCCCGGCCUGAGGGGAAGGAAGGGGCCGGUUGUGGGGUCCUCUCGCUCGCCCUUCGGCAGCGCCGGCGACCCGGCCCCCUCGCCCCACAGGACAGAGAAGCCGGGCCGGCGGGGGCAGCGCCAUGUCCCACAACACUUACAAUAAAAUGUGGGUAGAAGCCCAGCUGUCCCUCAAUGGCCUUCUGCAGAAAGAGAUGGAAGAGAAGUCCCAGAAGCCCAUCAAAGACCGACUGGUGGUGUUCCAGAUGCUGGGCACUUUCUACGUCAAGUAUGUGCAGAUAUUUCGCAACCUGGAGGCUGCUUAUGACCAGAUCGUUCACCCGCAGAAGCGUUUGAUUAUCCGUCAAGUGCUGGAUGGAGUGAUGGGUCGUAUUCUAGAGCUGAAGAACGAAAUGGUAGACCUGGAGUACUCCGAAUUUCAUUAUUUUGACGACAUCUUGCAGGAUCUGAAGCUGAUCCCUGACAGCAUUGACAUCCCCAUCCCCAGGUAUUUCAUUAAAGAGAAACUGAAGGUGUUGAAAGAGAGAGAGAGAAUCCUUGCUCAAAUAUUGCUUGAUGCCGGAUUGUACGAUGAUGAACCUGUUGAAAACCACCUUGAACCCAGAAGGGGAAGAGCGAGAAAACGGGUGAAGGUCAUGGUCUUGGAUGAAGCUGUUAGAUUAAUCCAAAUAGCAGAGCGUGCACGACAGGGCCGGCUGAGGGCUACCUUCAUGAAGCAGAUCUACCUCGAAGAGAAGAGAGAGAGGCAAGCAAAACUUCAGACCGGGAAAAUCCCAAAUCUGGACGCCUCCGCUACUCGUAUUCAAAAGUUUUGGCGUGGACAUGCCCAGGUGAAGAAGACUCUGAAGCUUAGAGAUGAAGAAAUGAUAUUUCUAGGGAUGUGUGCCAAAAUUGCGAACCAGGAGUGCUUCAAUAAACUGCAGUUUGCUCUGAUGUCCGAGCAAGCGCACACCCUCUCUGUGGCCCUUCAGGCAACCGCAAUUAAGCCGGCCAAUCAGCUGGCCUGCGCACAUGUGCAGACCCAGUGUGCGCCUGCGCAAGGAACCCACUCGAUGAACUACAGAUACAGACAUCUCACUGGAAAGUUUCCUGACUACCCUGAUGAAGAACAAGGAGGUUCAACAGCUAUUUUCUCUGAAAAAACCCCAGAGCAGGUUGUAGCCGAGCUAGCUGAGAAAGAAGCCGAAGAGCAGAAGAAGAAAGGCCGGAAAAAGGGGGAAAAGGAAAAAAAAGAAAAAGGAAAAAAGAAAGGAAAAGAAAAGGGCGGUGAAAAGAAAUCAAAGAAGAAAGAUGAGGGUGAAGACGAAGGCUGGAAGAUGGGCCCCAGUAACUUUCUCCCCAUAAUGGAGGAAGGAAACAACAAGUAUAAAGGUGUUUGGCAGAACAGAGAUGAGGAAUGGAACUUCUCCCAGGAGUAUGACCCAGAACUGAUCAAAGAGGAAAAGCGGAAAGAAGUAGAAGAAGAGAUCAGAGUGCAGGUGGAUGAGCUGAUGCGUCAAGAGCUGAAGAAUCUCAAAUUAGCUGUUGACAGAGAGGCAGAGAAAAAAGGCAAGAAAGGCAAGAAAGGCAAGAAAAAGGGGAAAAGAAAAGGAAAAAAGGAUAGAAGGAAGAAAAAAUCUAAGAAGGAUAAAGAUCUGACUCCUGACAGGACUAUUGAGUCUCUCUUCAAGGAACUGGUAGAAGAAGGCAUAUUAAUAAGAUCCAAGAAAGUGCAGCUCAACGAUUACGUGGGUGAAUACAGCUACCUGGCCACUACUCUUCGGCAGGUGGAUGUAGAACCAAUGCCUUCUCUCUCAGAUGUCAGGCAGCUCAUUGCCCUAUAUGGAAUAUUGCCCUUAGGUUCUCAGUCUGUUCACGAGAAAGCUCCUCUGGUCAAAACCUUGCUUCUGGCUGGACCACAAGGAGUGGGGAAGAAGAUGCUUAUUCAUGCUCUCUGUACAGAAACAGGAGCCAACCUCUUCAAUUUAUCUGCCGCUAACAUUGCUGGCAAAUACCCUGGCAAGGCUGGUUUGCAAAUGAUGCUCCACAUUGUGUUCAAGGUGGCCAGACAACUGCAGCCUUCAGUCAUCUGGAUUGGAAACACAGAGAAGACGUUCUACAAGAAGGUGCCAAAGUCGGAAAAAGAGAUGGAACCUAAACGCCUGAAAAAGCAACUUCCCAAAAUUCUGAAAACUCUAAAAACCGAGGACAGAAUUCUUGUCGUAGGGACUACUACGCGACCUUUUGAUGCUGAUCUCAAACCCUUCUGCAGAGUUUACAAGAAAAUCGUUCUGGUUCCAAGGCCCGACUAUGCCUCGAGAUUCGUUUUAUGGAAACACAUCAUUCACCAAAAUGGAGGGAUUCUCACCAAACAACUGAACAUCAGCUGUCUGGCACAGGUGUCUGAUGGUUACACUCAAGGGCACAUAGUGAAUGCGGUCCAAGCAGUCCUAACGGAACGACGCCUGAUGCAACUGGUCAGGAAGCCGUUGGCAGCAGCUGAGUUCCUGAGUCCACUAGCCAGUCAGGAGCCGGUGUACAAGGAGGAAGAAGAAACAUUUAAGGCCUGGUACGCCAAGACUCCUCUGGGAAAAGCACGAAUCAAAUCUCUGACGGUGGCUGAAGAAACCGGGAAAGGAAAGGGGAAAGGGAAGGACAAAGAGAAAAAGAAGGAAGCAAAGAAAGGCAAGAAGAAGAAGAAGUGAAAAAAAAUGUGGAAGGCUUUGAAAAGCACAUCGUAGUUAAUCAGCUGCAGUAGAGCUCUUUGAAAUCCCAGCUCUCCGAACAGCCUCAAUCUCAGAUGUCUUCUGUGUGGAAAAACCCCAAACAGGCUACAUCAGUGUGACAUUUUAUCCCUCCCCGGUAACAAACUAAUGACCACUGAAUUUCGCUAGUAUCACUUCCAGGAG